CUGCGCUGAAAUAUGAUUUUUGUUUUCUCCCUCUCAGCCAGAUCCAUAACCCAUACGCGCUACUCCCUUGCCAGUCGGGUGAGAGUGGGUGGACUGAAUGUUGCAGACCCCUCCUGCGUCCCCAAAGCCGGUGUCUGAUAUGAUCCAGAAAAAAAUAGACCACAUCGUUGCCACCUCGCCAGCCCAACCCAAAAGACCCAAAGUCUACUGCGACAAGUGGGUUCACGAGGGCGUAUGUGCCUUUACGCAGCAAGGAUGCAAGUACAAGCACGAGAUGCCGAUGGACAAGGCGACCCAGAAUUCCCUAGGCCUCUUUCAUGGGCUUCCGGCCUGGUGGAAGAAGCAUCAGGCCGAGUUGCAGAGACAGCAGGACUCGGAGGAGACUGUGACCAUCACCGGGGUAGAUUAUGGGAUUGCCAGUAGUGCCAACAACGCAAGUGCCGGCACCAUGGUCGGUGGUUUUCAAAUGCUUGGGAUUGGGGCCGGAAACGUCCCGGUGAACGGAGUCGGCGGCAGGGAUCGAGCUCUAACGUCGCCUGCCACAACGAUUCCCCAAUCCACUCUGUCUCAGCCACCCGGCCAGGGUUGGCGUCCCAAUGACGGAACUUUCAAGCACACUUCGAUGCCGUAUCGGUCGUCUCCCGGCACGGUCCCUCCGGGAAACGCGGGGCAAGCCCAGAUGGCUACGUUUAGGUCGAACGUCGCAACUGUACCUCGAUUGUCAGACCCCAGGUUGCCACUUCGACAUCGAGAGAGUUUGCCCCCCCUGCCACCGUCUUGCAUGUGGGGUCCCAUCGGACCGCCGUCGAAGUUUCCCGGGCUGAGCCACGGCGACACGGCUGCCGAUGCGGGGCCGGGAACCGCCAGAUGGGGGUUGAACCGGACAGGUCCGGCUAUGAUGCCACACGGGCCGCAACCGCCGCCGGGGUUCGUUGGUUUCAGCGGUGCCGAAGGCAACGACGUCUCUACUCAGGGUCCGACGGGCUUAGCGGUGCUGAACCCUCGCUCUGGGAAAUGAGCAUAAAAUUCAUAGAGGCAGACAAGGACAGCAGAGCUCGGCCCCUGAAAUGGGUUUUUAGUUGCUCUAUACGGGUAUGAUGUCGGGUAAUUUA
Messenger RNA from Sodiomyces alkalinus F11, 1112 nucleotides. RefSeq lists its product as hypothetical. Gene Ontology annotation, molecular function: metal ion binding. The transcript has 3 exons. Bases 98 to 1018 code for a protein of 306 amino acids. The record is from RefSeq and is a predicted model, not a curated record. Lineage: Eukaryota; Fungi; Ascomycota; Sordariomycetes; Glomerellales; Plectosphaerellaceae.